CAACCCUCCCCCUGCCCCCUGCGGUGCAGGGGCCGCCUGUACCCCGGCUGGGGCUCCGGCGGCCGAGGAGGGGCACGGGCCGGGGGCGGCAGGAGCGCGGCUGGCUGGGUGACUACCCCCAGCCCCGGCCUCGCUAACACGGUCGCGGUUUUGCUAAUGACCUGUCUUUUCCUCUCCCCUUCUCUCUUUAUUUAUUUCUGUAUCUCGUCGCUGCGUUUUGAAGCCCUCUGCGAAGCUCCGGCGGUGGCAAAGGCGAGGAGAAGGAGUUAGCUGGCCAGGGGAGAUGCUUUAGCUGCUCCCCCACUGCUGCGCUCGGGCUUCGCGCCAGCUGCCCGCCGUGCGGGGACGGCGGUGGCCGGCAGCCCGGGGUCAGAGGGGCUAAAGGACGAGCAAAGAGCCGGCCCUGGCGGAGGCUGGCGUCUGUAGAAAGCAUGUGAGCAGCUUUUUAUUAAUGAAGAGCCACUUGUUAUCACCAAUGUGCACAUGAAAUGGAAAAGGAACAAAUUCUGGAAAAACAACUUCUGUUUCAACCUUGCAAGAUGCUGCAUGAAGUGUGUCAUAAGACCUAUCGAAUCAAUUUAAGAGAGAUGAGAACAGAGGACCAAAUCAGCAUAUCUAAACCUGUUAGAUAAGUGUAAAGAAGUUUAAGUGACGGCUCUGCUUGAUCAAAAUGGUGGACACCGAAAACCAGCUCUAUCCCCUUACUCCCUUGGAGGAGGAUGAUAUAGGCAGCCCUUUAUCUGGAGAGUUCCUACAAGAUAUGGAGAACAUUCAAGACCUCUCUCAGUCUCUAGGUGAUGAGAGCUCUGGAGCUUUAAGUUUAACAGAGUUCCAGUCACUAGGAAAUGGUCCAGGAUCUGAUGGAUCAGUUAUAACAGACACCCUUUCACCAGCAUCCAGUCCUUCAUCCAUUAGUUUUGCCACAGCUCCAGGUAGCAUAGAUGAAUCACCCAGUGGAGCAUUAAACAUUGAAUGUAGAAUUUGUGGGGAUAAAGCCUCAGGCUACCAUUACGGAGUACAUGCUUGUGAAGGUUGUAAGGGCUUUUUUAGAAGAACUAUUCGUUUAAAACUCAUCUAUGAUAGAUGUGAUCGCAACUGCAAAAUUCAGAAAAAAAAUCGUAAUAAGUGCCAAUACUGUCGUUUUCAAAAGUGCCUUUCAGUUGGAAUGUCACAUAAUGCAAUACGUUUUGGACGAAUGCCAAGGUCUGAGAAGGCCAAGUUGAAAGCAGAAAUUCUAACAGGUGAAAAUUAUGUAGAAGAUUCAGAAAUGGCAGAUCUUAAAUCACUUGCCAAAAGAAUUCAUGAUGCUUACCUGAAAAACUUCAAUAUGAACAAGGUUAAAGCCAGAAUCAUCCUUGCAGGGAAAACUAAUAACAAUCCACCAUUUGUUAUACAUGACAUGGAUACCUUGUGUAUGGCAGAGAAGACCCUGGUGGCAAAACUGGUAGCCAAUGGAAUUCAGAACAAGGAAGCAGAAGUUCGAAUCUUCCACUGCUGCCAGUGUACAUCUGUAGAGACUGUCACAGAACUUACUGAAUUUGCCAAAUCUAUCCCUGGCUUCUCCAAUCUUGACUUGAAUGAUCAAGUGACACUCUUAAAAUACGGAGUUUAUGAAGCCAUAUUUGCCAUGCUAGCAUCUGUGAUGAACAAGGACGGGAUGCUGGUAGCCUAUGGAAAUGGUUUUAUAACCCGGGAAUUCCUGAAAAGCCUGAGAAAGCCAUUCUGUGAUAUAAUGGAGCCAAAAUUUGAUUUUGCAAUGAAAUUCAAUGCACUGGAAUUGGAUGAUAGCGAUAUAUCCCUUUUUGUUGCUGCCAUCAUUUGCUGUGGAGAUCGUCCUGGUCUUGUAAAUGUGGGACACAUUGAAAAAAUGCAGGAGAGCAUUGUGCAUGUACUGAAACUUCACUUGCAAACCAACCAUCCUGAUGAUACCUUCCUCUUCCCGAAACUUCUCCAAAAAAUGGCUGACCUCCGACAGCUUGUCACAGAGCAUGCGCAACUUGUUCAGAUAAUUAAGAAGACUGAAUCUGAUGCUCAUUUACACCCGUUACUACAGGAAAUCUACAGGGAUAUGUAUUAAGGAUUUUUAGUAUUUUUUUCCACAAUAUUUAAAGACAAGAGCAAUAGUAAUAACAGAUGGGAGCAAAACUACUUGCACAAUUUUCUGCUGUUCACUCAGUCCAGAGCAUGAAAAAUCUAAAAGCUGCAUAACUGGAGCGUUACACUUCUUUUGGUUUGGGAUCUUUUGUCGUCUUUUGAAAGAGUUCUGCAGAAAAAUGAUCAUAGUGCUCAUGAAGUGUCUUAAAAUGGUUCUUUUAUUCGGAAAUUUGAAGGUCGGUAAGGAAUACGUAUUUGUAUAAUAAAUCAGAAUGUUAAGUAACAGACAUGAACAAAAUUGUAUUUCCUCUUGGCUUAGUUAUUUUAGAAUUAACAUAACAAUUCAGCAAAUUCUCUCUGGGUAUAUGCACAAUCAUAAAGAUUAUGCACUUUUGGCUAAUGGUAAUUACUGAGAACCAACUAACACUUUUCCUUACAGCAGCCAGUCUAGGAGUAUCAAAUGGUUGGAUAUUACUGUAGAUACACACCUGAAAAAUUUGAAAGACCUUUGAUCCGCUGCUGGUUUAAUUCCAUGAAAUGCAGUACAGCUUCACACAGUAUCACAUUAGAUUACCUUAGGACUGGCAUGCUUAAAAGACGGUUCUUUUAUGAAAUUAAAUUAAAUCCGAAGAGUUAUCUAAAAUACAGCAGAGAUGCUCCAUUCAGGUGUUUCUUGAAGAGUAAAUGUGACAAAGCAAUGGAACCCUUUUCUCAAAAGUGUAUUAACGAAAUAUGAAAAUGUCUCUGAGGAAAAAUACAUCAUACCACGUGUAUUUUGGAGAACUUGUAAUAGCUCAGGUUGCUGUUUUGAACUUAAUACUAUUUUGAAUUAGCAAGUGUUUUGGAGAGACUGAAAAAUCUUAUCCUAGCCCAGAACAAAGAAUUUCAGCUGCAUAGCAUUCUAGUGCAGUGAUAGCUUACUCUGAAGAAAUGAUCGUAUAGGAAAGGCACCUUCUUUCUUGAGUAGUAUCUUGGCAGUAUAGAAUAGUGUGGACCUGUUUACAUUUCUGGUGAAUACACUGUUUUAGAUUUUUUCCAGUUACCCACUUGGACAUAUUUCCUUCUAUUCCUUCUUAGGCCUUGGCAAUGGAAGUAUUCGCUAGAUUGUUUCACCAAAUUUUGUCCUUGUUCAUACAGCCAUAGUGGAUAAGGUGACAAUAUCACCAAGAAUAGUGUUUGUAGGUGUCAGCUGUGUAAUACUCUGAAAGAGAGCACAGUUGAGAGUAAGUUUAUCAUGUUCCCAAGAGUAAACUGUGAUUUUACAAUAGUACUUACUCCUAAUGCAAAAUAAGCCAUAAGGAAACUGCCUGGCUUUGCCGUUUUACGGGAUCUUUUAUCAGAGUGUACUACACAAAAGUGCUAGUUGCAUGCAAGAAACUGCGCUAUUUCUGGUUUGUUUGUUUGUUUUUUUUUUAAUACUGUAACUUCACAUUAUUAUUUCUUUAUUUUACUAUUUGUUUCGUAACACAAAGAUCUCAGGAGCCAAUCUUAGCAUUUUCACAAUACUUAGGCUUUCAGUGGCACAGGAAGACACUUUGUACUUGUUUUAUUGUAGCACAUUUCAGUAUCUUAAACCUUCACUGCAAGAAUUAAGUAAGAUUGAUAAAGCGAGAACAUCACGCCAUGAUUCUUAUUUUAGUCACAACAUUUGUUUCUUUACAGGCCCGCUGGCAUGGCUAGACACUGGAUAAAUUACAGCUUUAAAAGCAAUUUGGUAUUUAUCCAAGCAAUGGUCAUUAGCAGAGGUUUUUAGCGUCAGAUAUAUUUAGUGUAAAAUACUGAAGCACAGGCCUCAAAUUUGGUGACCACCUGGGGCAGGAUAAGAACAAUAAAUGCAUGUGAACAAAACUCUCUCCCCUUCCCUGUCGCCAUGCGGCAACAGGAAGAAUAGGCCUUAUGUUACAACUACUGCUAAGACUUCAUUAAGAGAAGGUGGUUGUUGGUCUUAUCAGCAGAUGAGAAAUAGGUUGUCUUUUGUGUCUUGCAGCAGUACAUAGCAUGCCUUCAGAAAUAAUGAGGAUUUUAGCAAUGAUGCUGCUUUAGUCUUCAAGGCAGCCAUGUUUCACUAAGGAGCUGUGGGGUUUAGGCAUAAGACAUUGAGCAUUGAAAUAAUGGAUAUGCAAUAUUACUCACUCAAAUCAUCAAAAUAGCAGCCGUUCUGUGAUGGCAUACUGAAACUCUGAUAGCCAACUGUUUUAGGUUUGUCUUCUAAAAGAAGUGUAAGCUGAAUUUUUUUUCUCCAAAGCUCAGAUUUAUGCAAAGGGAAAAUUUCAAGGUUCUGUUCCCUAGUUUGGGUGUGCUGAAGUUUUUCAGGAAUAUCAGGCACCGUCAGUGUGGACAAUAACUAUUUUUCCUGCUCUUGUUCUUAGAAGUGUCUGAAAAACUUUACUGAAGUUUUUAAAAAAAUGUGGAAAAUUUAAUAAUAAACACUUAAAUUCUCAGCAAGACUAUAAAGAAUUGAAAACGGCAUCAUUCAGUGGAAGAGAUAACAUUUAGCUAUACUAGCAGCUGUUUGUAACAGGUUCCUGUUAUUGGCAUUAGGAAAGUGCGUAAUUUGCAUUUUUCCUGUUCCAGAUCCAUUUUGUUUCGUUAUUUGAAAACCAUCAAGCGUUUUUCAACUUGUUCCUUGGACACUGAAGUUUGAUUUCUGUUUUAAAUUAAAUUGCAGACUUUUAAUGAAAAAAAAAAAAAAGGAAAGAACACAUCUCUAAAUUACAAAAAUAGGAACAAGAUGUUAGCGUGGCCUAAAAUUAUGGAUAGAUUCCACUGCCCACGCUGCUGCACCGUGCACGUACCCACAGUUUCUUCAAAGAAUGACACAGGGCAGACGAUUCACUUCCUGAGUGUUAAUGGGCAAAAGAAGUUCUUAAUUUCUACAUUACACUUUUAACGAACCUCGUUAGCUACUUCAGUAGGUGCCUGCGGCAGGCUUUUGCCAAUUAGAUUUCAAAAUUACUCCGUUUAUGUUUGGGUUUUUUUAAGUUUGAAUCCUGAACUAGUUUGAGAUACAUUACUGAGGAGCCUUCAGCAUCUCUACCUUGUACAGAUCAUCUAAUAUUUUAAAAUACUCAUUCUGUGAAGGGAAAUAGUGAUCAGAUUUUAGCAUUAAAAAACUAUUAAAGAUUUCCUGGCUUGUUAGGUAUAGUUUUGAUCUGAUUCUUAUCAACAUGACUUAUUUUACUACCAUAGCACUGAAGAACUCUGUUAGCAACCAGGUACCCACAAACAGAUUAAGAAAAGAGACAACAGACGGGUAGAGAAAAAUCCUAGGAAACAAUGGUAUGACAAGUUUUCAUCAAGCUUCUAGCUUACUCAUUUUUGAGGGUUGGUUGGGGGGGUGUUAUUUAUUGGGAUGCCCUAGGUACUUUGACAGAUGGGAAGGAGAGAAAAAAACAAGGAAGCUUUUGUGUCAAGUGUUAGGGAAAUCUGAUGGUCAUAUUUAUCUCCUUAAAUAUUUUCUUUAAAGGCGCACUGUCUGCAGGGUAACAGCACACAACUGCCACUCAAAAAAAAAUCAGUUACUUUGUACCUUUUUAAAUUUCAGAAUGCCACUCUAAUUUUAGACACAAAUUGGCAGAUGAUAGGAAUGCUUUGCACUUGCAGUAGUUGAAUCUUUCUUUGCAUUUAAAGAAAUCAUUUCUAUUUAAUUGCCAUUUCCAUGUGCCUUUGUGCUUUGGUUCUAGCCAGCUGCUAGAAAGCUGAAGUGUUGCCAAAGAGCAUAUUUUUGCAUUAUUUCUGGCCCGCACAGAUUUAGGAAAUACCAGCAGUUGCACUAAGUCUGUUCUCAUGAGAGAGCUAGCACAAGUUUGCAAAUCAAAGAGCUUUAUUUAUAAGCAUCUAAACAUUUGUUUGUUUAUUCAAACUGCUAAAACUUGGGGAGAUUUAUGCAUCAUGAGAGCUGGGUCACAUACUGUUAAAUUUGAAUUUCCUCCUUAUUUCUAAUGGAGAGCCUGGAUGACUUACACACCACCUCAGACAAAGCAGUUGGGGAAGAUGACACUGUAGCUGCCUGUACUGUCUGAAGAGGAACAAUUUCAGCUCUGUCUCUCCUUAAAAGCAUCCCUGUUACUUAGCUGAAAAUCUGCAACUACAUUUAACAAAUGCAUUUGCAGCAGUUGUGAUAUUGCUUAAGCAUAAGGUCGUAAAAAUAAUGGUCCUUCCCUGAAAACCCUAGUCCUUUAAUAAGUGUUGAAAUGCAAGUGUGGUAUCUGGUGCUUGCUUGUAUCUCAAGUGCUGUCUUGAUAAUCAGUUGCAUAUAAUUUUUUUGAUGUAGGUUUAAUCAGCUUUAUUAUCCUUUUACUAGAGAUAUAAAAUAUAUGUGGGUUUGAUCUGAGAGUAUUGAUAUUGUUACGUAUUGUGGGAUUUUUUUAAUUUAAUGUAAUACCAUUUCUUCAUGUUUCAAGUUGUAAAAUACAAGAAUAUAAUUGCAAGGUAUAAAUUUUCACUAAAUCAUAUUACAGAGGUGCUUUAAGAAAAAUAUGUAAAUUAUUUAAUUUAAAUAUUUGUUUCAUACUUUAUCUUGUGAACCCUUUUGUACAGUGAGGAAAGAUUUACUUUUAUGGGGUAAGGAUGAUGGGCCUGAAGUCAAAGACAAACUGCUAUUUAUUCCUGUCUGGUCUUUAUUACUGUAUCGUUUGUAAAGAAGUAUCACAAAUUCUGUGACUUACCUGUCUCUUUGGUAUUGACAUCUGUAAGAAAUUUUUGAAAUAUAUUUUCACAUAGAACAUAGACUUCCUUUUAUUUAAUUUUAAUAAAAGUAAGUCUAGGUGAGGAAGAGCUGUAAGCCCAAAAUCGAGUUAAUACCUCUAAUGUUUUAACUCAAGUUCACCAAUAUGAAAGUUCACAGAACUAAGUUCAUCUUUGCUUUACAGCACGGUUUUUCGUUUCCCGUAAAGAGAAGCUAAAAAGACCUAGGUCCUGUUAGUACUCCAUUUUCUGAGGAACUGAUUUGUGGCUUGCUAAGUAACAAUGUGUGCUCAGGAUUAUUUCCUGCUACCUGCACUGAGGUCGAUCUGCAGUUUUUAUAGACAUAUUUUAAAAUACGUCAUCUGGCAGUGCAAAACACGAUGCUGCAAUGCCAUUAUUGACUUUUCUGUAGGAGUGAUCCCUUUGUGAUUUUAAGUAGAGAUGAAUUCGGAAUCUGUUCAUAGGGAUUCUGCAUCCUGUGACUCAGGUGUGACAGUCUGUGCCUACAGCAUUCCUGCUAACGAAUCCUCUUACAGCAACAAAUUACCUUUUAAAGGUAUACCUUUUAUUUCACUCUGGUCAAAACAUAGCAUCUAGUACAAGCACAGUAUAUGACAAAUGUUCCAGAUUAUACUUACCGCAUUUUAUUUAUAAUAGAUAAAAUUUAAUUUCCCCAAAUCGUUGCAGCUUGACAUUUUCCCUUGAUCAGUGUCACCACGCAGGUGUAUUGUCUACGAAGAUGUUUGUGUCAUGGUUGUAAAAGCUCUAAUGGCCUUACUUGUGGUAACCUACAGCUACUUCUUUUCUCACUUUCAUAGGCAGCAAUGAAAAAAAAAAACCUGUGAAAGAUACAAGCAGAUACAUCACUUUACUCUGUAAAUACGUGGUAAAAAUUCAUGGUUAACUAACCCCAUCCCAGGACAAGGGUGUUUCCGCUUUUGUUUUCUCUAAUGUGCUUACCGGUUUUUUAAAAUCUUUUUUGGCUUCUGAAGCUGUUUUUUUUGUGUUGUUUUGUUGUGUUUUUUUUUAACUCCUUUAUUGCGUUAGUCGAUCUUGUCAGAUUCCAUCGCAAGGGUGUUUCAAAACAGAAUUCCUAUUGCGAGGACCUCAAUUUCAGAUGAGUUGCCUCUGCCCAGGGGAUAGGCCGCAUGCACAAAAGAUUAAGCUGAUUACAGGCUGGGCCUUAAGUAAGGACUGCAAGAUCAAGCGUAAGGUACUUGAAGUUGUUUUUAAGUAUUUUGGUAUAUUUUCUCAGUUGGAUAUGCAGGUACAGUAGUCCCUAUUGUGGAAAAGACACCAGCCUUAUGAUCAAUGCAAGAAGUUUCAUGGCAUUCUUUACACUUGAAAGAAAAAAAAAAAAGGGUGGUAUGGGAAAAUACUAACCAGCUGAAAUACUGGCAACAUGCAAGUCCUGCAUCCUGCUCCUGCUGUGUAGGAGUGCAGUAUAAUCAUUCGAAAUCUGUUUGUGAUGUGCAACAGGAACUGUAAGAAGGUUAGCAAACCUUCUGGUGGGUGAUUCAUAUGCAAAUCCACGCUUCGUUACCUCCGGCACAUCCAGAUACUCUAGGUAUGUUUUGCCACACGGUAGCGUAGGGUUGCCUUCGUGGAGACACAGUGCCUUUGCCCUCCUGUUAGCAACAGGGGUGCUGGCGGUGCCGCGUGCGUAUUCAGACGGGUAUCCACGGGCACUCGCCGGCAGCGCCGACCGGCAGGCGGCUACCGAGUGGACCACUACGGCUCUUCUGCCGCCGGCCUUCGCGCAGGCAGUGGGAGGGAGCGGCUUCUGAUCAAAUAAUCCAUCCCUCUCCCCUGGGAAAUGAAUCCCGUGGGGUAGGUGCCUGUGUGAAGCCAUGGCUCCAUCUCAGUAGCCCCAAAUACUUUCCUCUGGUUUCAGAAGCGGAAGAACAUUCACGGCUUUAGUAAUUUCUUUAGUAAUGACAAAUCUAAUCAACAUUUUAAUAUUACAGAUUUUAACAAGAACACCCCUCUUAGCUGUUUGACACAGUCUGCUUUAUCAGCUUCUUGGAUGAGCUGCAUUUCAUAUUGCUCCUGCUAUUUCACAGCUUAUACAAACAAUUGCUCCUAAUUUUCUUGAGGAAUGUAACACAAAAGUUUAAUUACAUCAUGAUGUUAAAACCCUUUAUCAUGUCUUAAAUUGUCUGUUAUCUGAUAUGACACAAAAAAGCACAUUUUUGUCAAUGUUGCCAAACCCUAAUCGCUAGAGCUAACAAGUGUUUAAUUAAAUCAAGAUAUCAAUAUUAAAGAGAAAAAAAAGAACAACCCAGAUCAUUGUUUCCAGUCACUUCUGUUUUUAGGAGAUUUGGGGUACGUUUUAUUACAGUGAAUACGGAACUUACAAAGAGUAGACAUUUCUUGCAGGGAGUAGUCAAACCUAAUUCUCAUGGAAUGCUUGUUUCCCAGUAAAAUACCACUAUUUCAAGCCAAGUUCCCAAGUUUCUUUCUGUCAGAACAAAGCAAAUGACAUUUUCAAGAAAGAAUGGAAGCCCUGGUCUCAGAGGGGUUUAUAGGAAAGACAGUCUCUUGCACUUAUGUAAUGCUCACAUUCACGUAGCUAAAUAUGACAAUGCAUUCUCAAAGUUACCAGCCUAUUGAUCUGGGAUGAAAAGACUUGAACUAAACAUUUUUCUUCUUUUUUACAUUCUGAUCUUUUUUUCUGUCUCCUUUGAAAAUAAGAGGUUGAAUGCAUAGUGUUUGUAUAGAGACUGCUAGGAACCUAUGUGCUUUAAAAAAAAAAAGUCAUCCUUUAAGAUUGAAUGUAAACACGGUUAAUUUGAAAUAUGGUUUUGCCUUAAUGGUUUUGAAAAAAUAAAGUAUUUUUAAAAGUGA
Molecule: messenger RNA, 9627 nt
Organism: Phalacrocorax carbo (great cormorant)
Lineage: Eukaryota; Metazoa; Chordata; Aves; Suliformes; Phalacrocoracidae
Source: RefSeq, a predicted model, not a curated record